Molecule: messenger RNA, 3562 nt
Organism: Guillardia theta CCMP2712
Lineage: Eukaryota; Cryptophyceae; Pyrenomonadales; Geminigeraceae
Exons: 31
Coding region: 1-3537 (1178 amino acids)
Biological process (GO): protein O-linked glycosylation
Molecular function (GO): protein N-acetylglucosaminyltransferase activity; protein binding
Source: RefSeq, a predicted model, not a curated record
AUGGUCCCCUCCGCCCUCCCUCCCCUCCUUGUCCUCCUCUUGCUCGAGGCGGCCCCGUCUUACGCCUCCGACGUUGUCUACAAGCAUUGCUCUUAUCAGGCUGACUGCACCGACCCCAACUCCCCCAUCUGCAUGACAUUCUGGACAGACAGAUACCUCCCGGACAGAAAGGCCCUGCCUUACGUGAACCUUGGGGUAUGUGUGCAAUGCCAAAGCGACUGCGACUGCGAUCUGGACCAGUACUGCGCACACGACUUUACCCUCUCAAGCUACGGCAGCGAGUACGCUUCUCCAUACUCCAGGGAGAACAGAGACGGAGUCUUGAGGGACUAUGAGGCAUUCAAGGACCUGCCCGUCCGAAGCAUCUGCAAAAAGCGCGAGAUACCGACCUCACUAUGCAGCAGGGAAUACGACCUGACCUCUGACGUCUUCAGCCGAGUCGUAGGGUGUAUACGUCCGAAGGACUUCUGCAUCAGAAGGACAACAGCAAGUUCUGAGCGCAAGGCUGUCCGCUUCGAGAGCGAGACAGAUUACUCCUGCAAGCGGAGGGAGCUGCCCUUUAGGUUUGAACCUCAUGACGAAUGGAUCCUAUCAGACGGCAUCGCUGUGCUUUCCGGUCAAUACCAUACCGAAGGGGGGUACUGCGCAGCAUACAUCGUUGUUGACCAGCAAAACUACAACCCCAACCCUACGCCUACCUUCCUAUCAUUCCGCUCAUUGGGCUUCAGCAUCCGUUCGAGCGCCAUCGAUUGGAGAGGCUCCUGCGUGGACAACAAAUGCCAAGCGUGUAGCGAUGGAAGUGAAGCUUGUAACCGCGACCGGUAUUGCGUGAAUGGCAAGUGGGUUCGCAAGACCUUGACGAUCACAGAGUGGGUGAAGUAUCAGAUUAUCACACAGGUCGGCGAGGUCUCGAUCGCGGCCUUCACGGGACUGUGCUUCCUCUCGGCGGUAGUUUAUGGCAUGGUGCAGCUGCAUACUUCCACUCUUUCUCCCUCCAAUGAUCAAAGUAGUUUGAUAUUCAACUUAGAGUACAACCUCCUGGGAGUUCACUACUGGGGCCCGGAGUUGCCAGCAAGGAACGAGUGCCCGGAGCAUGCAGGAGAUGGUUAUGAUGAGCUCAUGGAGUACGCGAGAAGUCGCAAGGAAGCCAGCGAUGCUUCUGAAGCGAUGGCAUGCUUCAAGAAAGCUGCAGAGGCCGAUCGCCGUCGUCCUGAGCCAUGGCUCAACGUUGGGGAACUUUACAAGUUGGCCGGCCGGCUCGAAGAAGCCGAGGUGGCUCUCAGAAAGUGUGUAUCGCUCGGGCCGACAUGGCCGCUGGCUCACUUCAACCUCGCGAAUGUGCUGAAAGAUCUCGAUCGCAAUGAGGAAUCUCUUGCCGCGUAUCAGGAAGCACUGGAGCUGGACCCUCCGUUCAAGGCGGCUAUCUUCAACAACAUGGCGCUGGUACAUGGAACUUUGAACCAGAAUGACCUUGUCAUCGCAAGCUAUGAGAAGGCAAUGAGGAUUGAUCCUCGCGUUCCGGAGACGCACAACAAUCUUGCCUCUUACUACCAGGCGGUCGGCGACAUGACGAAUGCAGUGAAACAUUACAAGCAAGCUGUUCAGCUAAAACCCGACAAAGGCUUCCUGCUCAACCUUGCGUAUGCACUUGGAGCGAAAGGAGAGACCGCGGAAUCUUUGAAAGUCUACAUGAAGACCAUCGAGAUGUUUCCUGAUUACGCUCUUGCGUAUUACAACCUCGGCACUUCGCUGAUGGGGGAGGAGCGGUACGCGGAGUCGGAGUAUUGCUACAGGUGGGCGGUGAAGCUAGAUGGGACAAGAGCAGAUUACUACAACAAUCUUGCAACAGUAGUGGGAGCAUCGGGUGCAACACACGAGGCAAGGCGAGCCGGUAGGAGUGCAGGAGAAUCUCACGUGGAGAGUUUUUCCCAGGUUAUGGAGAUCUAUGACAUCGUCCUCCGAUUGCAUCCUGGACAUGAGACAGCGUAUUGCAACAUGUAUCAUACCAAGCACGAGAUCUGCGACUGGAGCAACGUCGACUCGCACCUAAAGAAAGUUGGCCGCCUUCUGUCUGUGCUCGCCCUGCAUGACUGCAAACCUCUUCAGGUGGUUGCCAUUGUCAAUCGACAACUCAAAGAAGGCCGGGUUCCAACAGUUCGUGCCUUUCAUGCUCUGGCCUAUGCCGUCUCUGCUGAUUUUGUUCGGCGGCUAUCCGAGGCGUGGUCGAGCUUAGCUGAGAAAGAAGCCUUGAUGAUGGUUCCAAAGGGAUACACGUCCUCCGAUCUGAAGAAACAGCAUCCUGUUGCACACCUAGUCCUCUCCAUGUUCCUCCUUCAUGAUCUACUUUCCUUCGAGGCAAGAGUCGCGGAAGGGGCAGGAAAGCGGAGGAGGAAGAGGAGGAGGAGAAGAGGGCAACGAGAGAGCAAGGAGGUUGAGCGAGGAGCGCAGCAUUUCAUCGACUUGACCCCCGCGCUGUCAAAGUCGCUUGUAGCUGCUGCAGAGGAAGUCAACAGACACAAGCUCCAACAGCCGCACAUUCUGAUCAACCUGAACGGAUACACCAAUGGGGGGAGGUUGGAAAUGUACGCUCUCCGCCCUGCGCCCAUCCAGGUGCAUGGCAUCGGCUACCCGGGAACUCUGGGAGCGACGUACGUUGGUCACAUGAUCACAGACAGGAUAUCCUCUCCUCCCGAGGCUGUUGAGGGCUACACAGAGCAUUUGGUUCUCAUGCCCAACAGCUACCUUAUGAACUCUCUCAAGAACUCUUACCCGCACCUGCUGCAUCCCCGAUACAGACCGAGCGAGGAGAGGAACGAGCUUCUCAAGACCGACCCCUUGCACUCGAAGGUGCAGCAGGACGGAGAGGUCAAGGCGUACAGGAGGCUGGAAAUGGAGACAGCGGUCUUUGUGGGAGUACAGAGGGAUGAUUGGGAUCUGCCGAACAAGAAAGUGCUAAGACCACGAAUCUUGAAGCGAUGGAAACGAAUUCUUGAUAGAGUACCCAACUCUGUCAUCUGGCUCCUCCGAGCCCCACAGGUGGCCGAAGAGAAGGUGAUGCAGUGGUGGAGGGAGGCCGGAGACUACGAGGAGAGGAUUAUCUUUACUGGAACUGCAGCUAAGGAGGAACAUGUCAAGCGCGCGGGCCUUGCAGAUAUCUUCCUUGACACGGACAUUUAUGGAGCACACAGCACUGGAACGGAUGCUCUUUGGGCUGGCCUCCCCCUCCUUUCUCCCACUCAUCUCCUCGGGAUGGCAUCGCGUGUAUCUGCUUCGCUCCUCUCAACCAUCGGCCUAGAGGAAAUGAUUGGCCGGACUCUGGACGAGUACGAAAAUCUCGCAGUUGCGCUAGGAAGGAAUCCCCGCAAACUGCUCGAGAUCCGGCACAGACUGCGGCACGAGAGGUGGAACUCGAGCCUCUUCGACACCAGGAGGUGGAUGGAGGACUGGGAGAAGGGGAUCACGAUGCUCUGGUCGGCGUACGUUGGCAGAGCGGAAGGGAUGAUUCACAGAAACAUGCACGUCGUUCUUGCCCGAUAAAGUUUCAGAGUACCAGACAAGCCGC